Molecule: messenger RNA, 640 nt
Organism: Cicer arietinum (chickpea)
Lineage: Eukaryota; Viridiplantae; Streptophyta; Magnoliopsida; Fabales; Fabaceae
Source: RefSeq, a predicted model, not a curated record
UAUCUCUUAUAUACUAUGUGGCUGUAUAAAUAAAUUGAGAACUAUCAUAUGGGAGGAUGCAAUUAACACAACCUACACCUUUUUUUGCUCAUUAAUUGCAGUGAUGACACUAACUAAUUUCUUUCGUUUAUUCUUCAUUCUUCUUGCCCUUUCUCAUCUUUUAUGCUUGAAAGCAGUCCCAGUUACAAGAACUGAAAACCUUAUGCAAGAUUUCCAAGUUCACCUAAUAACUCUGAAAAAUACCCCUAAGGUUAUUAGUGAGAGAAACUUGCAAUGGGAAGAGGCAACCAUUACAGAGAGGAUGAAUUUAGAGCUCCAUGAUUAUCCACCAUCUGGAGCAAAUGGUCGUCACACUCCAAGAGCACCAUAAAUAAUGUGUCAAAUUUUGGUGUGUUGAUUAAAUGUUAGUUCCUCUGGCUAGGUACCUGUAUUAUAUAUGCGUCCUCUAUGUAACUUGACAUGUGAGGUAUAAAGGCAUUUAUAUAUGUAUGACCAAAUUAAGAAAGGACUAAUUAGAGUUGAAUCCUAUGUGAUUGUAGGAACUCAUGUACUUUAAUUAACUUGUGCUUAUUAUGUAUUCAUGUACUGGAAUUUCAAUUAUAAUUUAUUGAUCUAAAUAUAAUUAAUACUUACUGCUCAA